This is a messenger RNA of Carya illinoinensis, 747 nucleotides long. RefSeq names its product molybdopterin synthase sulfur carrier subunit. The transcript has 2 exons. Lineage: Eukaryota; Viridiplantae; Streptophyta; Magnoliopsida; Fagales; Juglandaceae. Gene Ontology annotation, cellular component: cytosol. The record is from RefSeq and is a predicted model, not a curated record. The coding region runs from base 269 to 586 and encodes 105 amino acids. Gene Ontology annotation, biological process: Mo-molybdopterin cofactor biosynthetic process.
GAGAAUUUUUUCCCCUCAAAUGCGCAUAUGAAACGUGGAGACCAUUAAAAAAAAGAAGGUAAUACAAUAUUUGAGCUGGAGACAUCGGCUGACAAAUGUCGCGCCUCACUGCUGUCCAAAUCGUCUCGCGGACCUGUAUUCUACUGUGGCCUUACGUUCCCCCUCUUGCUCUGGCAUUUACCCUCCCUUGCCGGUUUCAGCCUCCAGUGUUACUGUCGUGGGGAAACAUGUCUAAUCUUCAAUGAGCCAUUAGUUCGUGUUUUCUGUAAUGGAUACAGUGCAAGGAAAGUUCAACACUCAAACCGGGGACCCUACAGACAAAGGAAAUGAAGCUUCAUCUGUCAAGAUGAAGAUUCUCUUCUUUGCAAGAGCUCGAGAUCUUACUGGCUUGACAGAGAUGCCAUUGGAGGUGUCGUCAGGUAGUUCUGUCCAGGAUUGUUUGAACGAUCUCGUUGCCAGGUUUCCAAGCUUGGAAGAGAUCCGUGGCUGUAUGGUUCUUGCACUAAACGAAGAAUACACCACCGAGUCAGCAAUACUCGAAGACAGAGAUGAGUUGGCAAUUAUACCUCCCAUUAGUGGUGGCUAGUUUCUGUAUUUUUUUUCUCCUCGUGUAACGUUCACUACAAAAUGUAUCCUUUCAAUAUGUCAUUCGAAAUAAACCUCGGAUUUCAUGAAAACGAUGCCACUUUAAAGUCUGUUUACUAUUGUUUUGGAAAUGCAAACCAUUGUUUUAACUUUUUCCUCUUA